AUGGAAACUGCUGACUUCUACUACGUUUACUACUUAGCCCAGGACUACCUGCAGUAUGUGCUUCAGGAAUCACAGCUGGGGCCAGCCCAGACCAGGGUUGCUCAUGUCCUACGCCACAUUGCAUCUUCUCUGCAAGACCAAACCGAGGAGGCUGUCCGGCCGCUCUUGGACAGCAUCGACAUCUCCUCGGUAGCUGCUGCCAAGAGGAUCUUCAAUGGUGUCAUGGAAGAAAAAUUUGCUGAUGGAAAUACUAACUGGGGACGAAUCAUGACCAUAUUUACAUUUGGAGGGCUUCUCACUAAGAAGCUUCAAGAGCAUGGAGUUCAGCUGACCGGUGAGGAGAAGGAGCAGAUUUCUUAUUUCAUCACCGAGUACAUAAUCAACAACAAAGCUGAAUGGAUAGAUGCCAAUGGUGGCUGGGAAAACGGCUUCCUGACAAAGUUUGAGAGAAGAUCCCCACUGUCCUUCUCCAAAAUCACAGCCAUGUUCCUGGCUCUUUUUGCCCUGUUCAGAAAGUACUACUGA
Molecule: messenger RNA, 525 nt
Organism: Indicator indicator
Lineage: Eukaryota; Metazoa; Chordata; Aves; Piciformes; Indicatoridae
Gene: BCL2A1
Product: BCL2 related protein A1
Exons: 2
Coding region: 1-525 (174 amino acids)
Biological process (GO): extrinsic apoptotic signaling pathway in absence of ligand; mitochondrial fusion; positive regulation of apoptotic process
Cellular component (GO): mitochondrial outer membrane
Molecular function (GO): protein homodimerization activity; protein heterodimerization activity; channel activity
Source: RefSeq, a predicted model, not a curated record